AAAAUCAUCAAAGUUCCAAAAAAAGUUGCAAAACAUAAAAUAAUUAACUAAAUAAUAUCAUCAUCACUCAGAGGUAAGUUCUCUUCUCCUUCAUCGGAUACGACCAAAUUAAUAUCUUCACUGUCAUCUUCAUUAUCUACAAGUAUAAGCACGCAUAGAGCUUGAGGCUUGUUCUCUUGUGCUUGUGCUACCUCUAGUAUGAUACACUGCUUCCGACGCUCCAGAAGCUCUACCAUCGUUUAAUUUUGGGAAAUUGUUUAUAAUUGCUAUGUUAAAAAAUUUAGUAAAAAAAAGAUGAAUAGUAGAUUUGAGUUCUUUUUCCACUAAUCCCUAAUUCCCUACCAUAAGAGUAAAAGUUCAUUGAUUUGAAAUAAUAUUGUAGAAAGUGAAAAAAAUGAGAAAAAAUGAUUUCUACAAUUUAAAUUUAUUUCAAACACCGCAUCACAAUAUAUCCACACUACUAAAUUUUAUUACUGCAAUAAACACCGUAAAUGUAAUAACUAUUUUAUUUAUAUUGCAUAGUUAACGUUUAUGUUGUUAGUAAAGCGUACUAACGGAAUAAGUAUUUAUUUACUUUUAAAAAUUGAAAAUAGACGAUUUACUAACAUUAUUUCUAUUAUCAGGAAUUUUCAAUUCCAUAACAUAGAUAAAAGAAUUAAUUAUUUUGAUUAGUCCUUCUCAUUUCCAUAACAUAGAUAAAAGAAUUAAAAAUUAAUUAAUUCAUUUAAAAGUGAAGCGUUAAAUAAUUAGUCCUUCACAAGUUAUUUUAAUUCUUUUAUCUAUGUUAUGGAAUGAAUAAUGAUUAGUAUUAUAGGAAACUACUAUCACACUGCUCACAAGUGCAUCAACUUAGUUAAUUAAGUUAGGUCUCGAAACCCAACUAACAAACUUGAUUUGGCAUGUAGAUAAAAUAUCACAUGGCCAAGCGAAUACUCGCACGAAACAUGAAAAAUGAAUUAUAGGAAACUCAUGCAUGCCUUUCUUACUUUUUUUUUUCUUUCUAACAUGUAAUUAGAAAAAGAAAUGACAAGAAAUGAUUUAAAAAUAAUACUCCCUAUAGUUUGUGACUCUGAUCAGCACAAUAAAUGACACGUCUUUGUUAGCAAAGUUGACUCAUAUUUUAAGAAAUAUUUUAGAACUCAUAUUUAAAGAAUUAAAUAAGUAUACUAAAUCAGUGGAGCAGAGUGAUUGACGGAGACCGUGAAAUAAUUAUCCAGUGCAACGCGGUGUAGGUGAGCCAUUUCCCAUUUAUCCACACUCACAUCGAUUUCUCGUUUCCAUCAAACCGACAACUGUUUCUGCUUCUCCUUCCUCUCUUCCUGUAAAAAAAAGUGAAUGGAUGCCUUUGUUUCUCAAUUAGGCUCAACGGCGACCCAGCCGACCCAGGCGCUCCACGGCGACCCAGCCGACCCAGGCGCGCCCCACCGUCGCUCCACGGAUCUCGCACGACCCCGCCGCAUCGGGGCGAUGUCGGUCUCGGCCCUUGCGACCCGCGACCCAAGCGCGCUCGGGGCGCGAUUUUAACAACACUGUAUCGAACUGGUUCACUAAAUUUGAAAUCAACGAUUUGGAUUCGUUGUUUAUCUUGAGAGAUUGAGCCUACUUCAUAGUUUGUGGAAAUAGACAUCCACGACUCUUUUAGUUCAAAUUUAACCUUUCAUAAAUUCUUCGUCUGGCUAAGGUUGAUGUUCACAAGAAAAAGUUAUGGCCAUGUGUUUGAAAUCGCAAACAGGGUCUAGUGACACAAAAAAACUACUUCAUUACUGCAUUGGAUUUUCUCUGAUGAUAUUACAGGGUUCUGUUUUCAUGCAGUGUAAUCUCGGAAAUUGGGUCAUAUUUACAACUCUUUAUCUUGUCAAAAAUCCCACUGGUCUGAGCACAAGUUAAGAUGCGAAGAGAUGAAGUCACUGUACAAAGCUAACUAUACAAUGCCAAAAUCCAAUUUGAGGGGAAAGAAAGCUUCAGUAGCACCUUUGGACAGAAGCUCAAAGAUUUACAAACCUUCAAACAAAAUACUUUUCCCAUAUGAGGAAUUUCUAGAAUUUUUCACUUGGGGCAAACCAGGCUAUCCUCCUUGUGGACUUCUUAACUGUGGAAACAGUUGCUUUGCUAAUGUGGUUCUUCAGUGUCUCGCAUACACCAGGCCACUUGUUGCCUACUUGUUGGAGAAAGGCCACCGCAGAGAAUGUCAAAGGGAUGAUUGGUGCUUUCUUUGUGAAUUUCAAUUGCACAUGGAAAGGGCUAGCCGAAGUGAUAAUCCAUUUUCUCCAAUGAACAUUCUUUCAAGAUUGCCUAACUUAGGUGGUAAUCUUGGAUAUGGGAAACAGGAGGAUGCCCAUGAGUUUAUGAGGUUUGCCAUUGACACAAUGCAGUCUGUGUGCCUUGAUGAAUUUGGUGGAGAAAAGGUAGUUCAUCCUAGCUAUCAAGGGACAACCCUUGUUCAACAUAUAUUUGGGGGUCGUCUUCGAUCACAGGUUAUAUGCGGGGAAUGCAACAACGUUUCAAACCAAUUUGAAAAUAUGAUGGAUUUAACUGUUGAAAUUCAUGGGGAUGCUGGAUCUCUGGAGGAGUGUUUGGAUCAAUUUACUGCCAAAGAGCAGCUUCAUGGGGAUAAUAUGUAUAAAUGUGACGGUUGCAAUGCGUAUGUCAUGGCUUGGAAGCACCUUACUGUUCACCGAGCACCAAACAUUCUUACAAUUGCCUUGAAAAGAUUCCAGAGUGGAAGAUUUGGGAAACUUAAUAAGAGGGUGACUUUCCCAGAGACAUUGGAUCUUAGCCCAUACAUGAGUGAAUUGGAAGAUGGAAAUGAUACUUACAAGCUGUAUGCUGUUAUUGUCCAUGUGGACAUGCUGAAUGCAUCUUAUUUUGGCCAUUACAUAUGUUAUAUUAAGGAUUUCCGUGGAAGCUGGUACAGAAUUGAUGAUUGCAGGGUUGCUAGCGUUGAUUUGGAUGAGGUGCUUUCACAGGGAGCCUAUAUGCUCUUGUACAGCAGAAUACACGCUCGCCCAUCAUGCUUGCUUCCCACUGAAUUGCUGAUGAAAGAAGAAAGUGAGAAAGUGAAAAUAACUGAAGUGGGCUCUUCUUCCACGAAACAACAUGCUGAGUCAUCGCCUGAUGUAGUAUGCACUGACAGUCAUGUCGAUUUGGAGCAAUCAUCUUCAAAUAGUUUGGGGUAUCAGGUCAAUGUUGGGGGAAAAAUUUCAUCAAGUGCAGAAGAUGCAAAAGGAGACGCAAAAAUAGCCGACUUAAGUUUGCCCAUUGUCAAUGAUGCUGAACUUCACAACAAGGGGUUGCCCACCACACCAAAAGAGGUCCCUUCCACCGGAAAUCAUGAUGGUGGGACAUAUCUCACUAGCACUUCAGUGAUUGAUACUUCUUCUACAGAAGUGGAUGCGAAGAGUUAUGGGACAUCUUCAUCUACUUCUGAUGUUAAAGCGAAUUGUGGAAAUGAAAUCAAUAUCGAACAGGGUUCAUCCAGACAGUUGACUGAAGUGCCCACCACUACAGUUGGGAACUGUAAAGAUGAUGUAGACAGCAACACUUGUAGUAUCCCAACCAGGGAUACUACUGCCGGUGAGAUCUCAGAUAAAGAUCACUCUGCUAGUUCAACAUCUAAUAAUGGAAAUAUUGGGCCGGGGAAUGGCUCAUCAUCCUCUGAUACUAUAAAUUCCAUGAAGAAAGCAGAUGGAGGAAGUUCCACAGAAAAGUGUAAGCCACUCUUCCGUCCUGGUUUUUUGGGAAAACAGCCACUAAAGAAAAGUGUUAAGCUAGACUGUAAAAGCCACCUGAAUAAUCAUACAGAAAGAGUUGCAAAGUCUGGUUUACCACGUGAAAAUGGUGGCUUACUGGAAAACAGAAAGUUGCACGAUACACAUGUGAAUGGAGAUGUUUCUACAGAAGCAGAUACGUGUAAGAGCCUUUGGAAUGGAAAUUCCUCGAGUGAAAUAUGAUGAGAUGAUGAUGACUAACACAAUUGAUGCAGGAGGUAGAAACUUCAGAUCUCUUGAGAAGAUAUACCAUCCCAUAGGAGGGAGGCGUGGAAAACUUCACUGGCAGAGUGAUGCUCGAAUAUGUCGAAUCAAAUUGCAGAAGAUUGGAGAUCUUCUGUAAUAAUUCAAGAAUGCUGAUGUGUUGAAGAGAUUGAAACCGGAUAGUUUUAGAAAUAACGUCGAUAAUGUGAUGGUAAGAGCAUAUUUAUUUUCCAUUUUCUUUGCUGUUUAUAGCAUUCGAUUAUCCCAUCCCCACAACUGGAUGCGCUGGGAAUGCAUAUCCUUGGUUUCAAAAUUUACAGGAAUCUUGGAUACUAGUCUUCUUGUCUCUCCUUUAAAAUUACUUUACUCAAAUCUAAUUUCCUUUUGUUGCA
Molecule: messenger RNA, 4363 nt
Organism: Salvia splendens (bonfire salvia)
Lineage: Eukaryota; Viridiplantae; Streptophyta; Magnoliopsida; Lamiales; Lamiaceae
Product: ubiquitin carboxyl-terminal hydrolase 18
Exons: 11
Coding region: 1899-3950 (683 amino acids)
Biological process (GO): protein deubiquitination
Cellular component (GO): cytosol; nucleus
Molecular function (GO): cysteine-type deubiquitinase activity
Source: RefSeq, a predicted model, not a curated record